Boleophthalmus pectinirostris (great blue-spotted mudskipper) is the source of this 3437-nucleotide messenger RNA. RefSeq names its product ETS translocation variant 5-like. Gene Ontology annotation, biological process: cell differentiation; regulation of transcription by RNA polymerase II. Lineage: Eukaryota; Metazoa; Chordata; Actinopteri; Gobiiformes; Gobiidae. Bases 150 to 1607 code for a protein of 485 amino acids. Gene Ontology annotation, molecular function: DNA-binding transcription factor activity, RNA polymerase II-specific; sequence-specific DNA binding. The record is from RefSeq and is a predicted model, not a curated record. The transcript is spliced from 13 exons. Gene Ontology annotation, cellular component: nucleus.
GAUUUAGCACCUCGGGAGACGCUUCAUUGAGAAAAACACAGAGUGGAGUUUUGUACGCGGAGAUGCAGGCGAUGUAGUGCGGGCAAACGCGAUCGGAACACGACAUUUGCGCACUACGAACUUCACUCGAGAGUGGAGAUCUCUCAAACAUGGACGGCUUUUAUGACCAGCAGGUUCCCUUUGGGGUUCCAGAGAGGAGAGGUCCCGCCGCAGACGAGGGGCGUUUGAACAGCAGAAAAAGGAAAUUUAUGGAGACCGAACUGGCUCAAGACACCGAAGACCUUUUCCAAGAUCUGUUCCAACUUCAGGAGAUCUGGAUUGCAGAAGCCCAGUCUCCAGACGACGAGCAGUUUGUCCCAGAUUUUCAGCCAAAUAACGUGUCUGCGAGUGGCCCCAUGGUGCAGAGGGUGAAGAGGGAGUCCAGCCCCAGCUCCCAGUCGCCCUGCAGGACCCCCCACAGAGACAUGUGCCUCUAUCCAUACAGUGCCUCUUGUGACGCCAAACCCGCCGGACUCAAAGCCCCGCCCCCUCUGCAGAGACAAGCUCACCCAUUGGCUGCUCCGCCUGUCCGUCACUGCCCUCAGACCCUCCCCCCUGCUCCUGCCCCUCCUCCUCCUCCUCACCACGGCCAGAGCCAAACUUUUGUGAUGCCCCACGGACCAGCGCCCCCCAGUGGAGCCUACAGCGCACAGCAACGUUUCCAGAGACAGUUAUCAGACCCCAGCCUACAGUUCCUGCCCCCGGGCGCCUCUGGCUCCUCUGCCUCGUCUCGCCCGCUCUACCAGAGGCACCACUCGGAGCCCCUGGUCCCGCCUGGAGCUCCUCUGUUCAAACAGGAGCUGGUGGACCCCAUGUACCCGCCUCCUGUGCCCGCCUCUGUGCCCGCCCCUGCCCCCCCACAGACGGGCACAUACCCCCUCGUCUCCAUCAAGCAGGAGCCCCGAGACCACGCCUUUGACACGGAUGUCCAAAGCUGCCAAUCCUCCUUCGAUAAGCCUCCGCAUUUGUACAGGAAUAACCACCAUGGAUUCCCACACAGAGAUCCACAGAUGUACUACGACGACACGUGUGUGGUUCCAGACAGACUUGAUGGUAAGCUGAAGUCUGAGGGUUUGCCGUACCAGCGCCGGGGCUCUCUGCAGCUCUGGCAGUUCCUUUUGACUCUCCUGGAAAACCCGAACAACUCCCACCUCAUCGUGUGGACCGGACGAAACAUGGAGUUUAAGCUCAUCGACCCCGAGGAGGUGGCCCGUCUGUGGGGGGUCCAGAAGAAUCGUCCGGCCAUGAACUACGACAAACUGAGCCGAUCUCUGCGGUACUACUACGAGAAAGGGAUCAUGCAGAAGGUGGCCGGAGAGAGGUACGUGUACAAGUUCGUGUGUAACCCGGACGCCCUCUUCUCGAUGGCGUUCCCCGAAAACCCGCGUCAGAACCAGAUCAAACCGGAUCCGGACGCGCAGCUUCCCGUUCCGGACGAGGAGGGCCUGGUGCUGCCCCCUUUCGACGAGGAGGGACCCUACCUGCCCGACGUCACGGAGCAGUGCAUCAUGGAACUUCCGUAUCCCGAGUCCUUUCCGUACCAGAGCAUAACAGACUCUUUUAACUAAACCGUUUUUUAAUUAUUAUUAUUGUUAUUAUUCACACGUUAACAAGUUGUUUUUAAAAUUUACACAAUAGUUAAAUAUUUUCCCGUAUUUUUGACAGACAAUUGUGCUGGAUUCAGUCAAUCGUGAACAGAUUUUUUUUGGUUUAAAUUGCAUUUUCUUGCCAUUUUAAAAAACAGUAUUACAAAUUUUUAUAGUUUUGAUGCAAAAUACAAUCCCAGAUAAUGUUUGAAAGUAGCAUUUUAUACACGGAAAUGACAUAAACUGUAAAUAUAAAUGGACAUGACUAACACGUUUUGAACAGGAAGUGAACGUGGGCGAUUCGUGUGUCAUUCGUUCAUUUGUUUUUCAAUAUAAAACCAAAAAUAAGAAAAUUAAAAAACAAUUUUCUUCAUUAUUUGUCUCCAAAACCAAAAUGAAAAAACAUAACGAUUAAUUUUUUCAGUUUUCGAUUUUUGUGUUUAAAUGAAAAAACGGAUAACGGCCGUUUCCUGUUUGUGACUUAAACUGCGAUGCCAAACCAUUUUUAAUCCUGGUCUAGUCCCAGUCUGGUCCUGGUCUCAAUCACGAUCUGGUCCCGGUGUGAUCCUGGUCUCAGUCCCAGUCCUGGUCCCAGACUCUGUCCUUGUCUGGUCCCAGUCUAAAUCCUUCUCUCAAUCACGGUCUGGUCCUGGUCUCAAUCAUGAUCUGGUCCCGGUCUCAGUCCUGGUCCCAGUCUCAAUCACAGUCUGGUCCUGGUCUGGUCCAGUCCUCAGUCCCCAUCUGGUCCCAGUCUGGUCCUGGUCUCAAUCACGAUCUGGUCUCAGUCCUGGUCUCAGUUCUGAUCUGGUCCCGGUGUCAGUCCCAGUCUCAGUCCUUGUCUGGUCCUGGUCUAAAUCCUGGUCUCAGUCCCGAUCUGGUCCUGGACCUGUUUAGUCCUGGUUCAGUCCGUAUGCGGCGCAAAAGUCCGGCAUCGCAGUUUAAGUCACGGAAACGACAAUCAGUUUUUUCCAUUUUUCAUUUAAACACAAAAUUGAAAACUGAAAAAAAAACAAAUCAUUCUGUUUUAAAUUUUGGUUUUGGAGACAAAUAAUGACGAAAACUGUUGUUUUUUCGUUUUCUUAUUUUUGGUUUUAUUUUGAAAAACAAAUGAACGAAUGACACAGAUUCUGGGCGCACUUCCGGCUUCAUUGAACAUUUAUCUACUUGACGAUAAACAUUCGUAAACUAAAAACACCACAGGAUAAAACAGAAUUCUUGCUAAUAUAUGAAGGUCAAAUGUAUUUUUUUCUGUUUCUCAAAAUAUUUUCCAAAUUUACAGUUAACAUGAAUGGAUUUCUGUUUAUAUUGUAAUAUUUAUGCCCAAAAAUUCUCAGUUUUUGUAGCUCUUACUGUCACUAUUUUGUUAAAAAGCGAAAACAAAGAUGGUAAAUUGUAAGAAAAUUUUCAAGUACUUUGCUGUAUUUAAAAUUUUUGCACAAAUUUCUCAUGAAUCUCCAUUUUAAUUUUAAUACUUUCUUGCUGAAUUUUCAUGUGACGUGGUUCAAGUUUUUCUGUAUUCCAACUCUUGACCAAAAAUUUUAAAAACCGUGUUCAAGUAUUUCUAUCUUAAGGGACUUUGAAACUUGUAUAUUUUCAAAAAUGGUUGUUUCCUAUAAUCGUUUUUUGACAGAAGUUAAUAUUUUUGGCCAAUGUGUCGCUCUAAAAAUGUCUAAUUUCUUUGUUCAAAUGCUUUUUGAUAUAAUUAUUUUGCUUCAUAGAUGUAUAAUUCUGUACGGAGUUCUAUUUUUGCUACAGCUUUGACUCUCCUGACGCUGUACUGUGCCUUCUGUCAAACUUUACCUAAACAAUAAA